This is a messenger RNA of Brachypodium distachyon (stiff brome), 444 nucleotides long. Its product is annotated as TPD1 protein homolog 1B-like. Gene Ontology annotation, biological process: cell fate determination. The record is from RefSeq and is a predicted model, not a curated record. NCBI's taxonomy places the organism in Eukaryota, Viridiplantae, Streptophyta, Magnoliopsida, Poales, Poaceae. Bases 94 to 444 code for a protein of 116 amino acids. The transcript is spliced from 2 exons.
CUCAUUCUAUCUCAAUCUUAAUCUUCUACAGUCACGGUGCUCCUCCUCCUAGUUUGUGAAGGCACUGCUGUUCCCGUGCCGCAGACGCGCAAGAUGCUCAACAGCCGCGGCGGGAGCAGGCCGGAGAUUUCGUCCCCUGACGGGUGCUCGAAGGAGAACGUGGUGGUGUACCAGAACGACGCGCCAAACCUGCCCAGCGGCAUCCCUGCCUACAGCGUGGAGGUCAUCAACUCCUGCGCCGGAUGCACCGUCCACGACGUCCAUUUGUCCUGCGGCAACUUCGGGUCCACGGAGCUCGUUGACCCGGCCCAGUUCCGACGCAUCGCCUACGACGACUGCCUCGUCAACGACGGCAAGCCCAUGGGGCCCGGCGACUCCGUCUCCUUCCACUAUUCCAACUCUUUCUGGUACCCGCUUAAGGUCGCCUCUGUGGCCUGUAACUAG